UUCACGUGUAGUGCUUUAAAAAAAAAAAAAAGUGUGCCUAUAUUAUGAAGCAGAGAAAGGUGUUGUGUGUAAAUUACCUUGCAGUGUGGCGCCAUCAUGUGGUUGCUUCAAAAUAUGAAAAAAGGCCCCAAAAGUUUCAACAUGGCUCCCUAGCAACCAGAAGCUCCUGCCUGGACACAGAGGGGAGAGACAAACACUGCUCCACUCAGAUGGGCCACACGGUUUGUGCUUGAGCCGCAGGUAUUAUGUCAUUCGUCGUGGGAAAUUUGUGUUGUUUUUGUCCGCCAAUGCGAGGUUUAAUUUGACAUGUUUUAUGUUAAUGUUGUUUGUUUUUUUUUGGCACGUUAUAGUUCCUAUAUCUGCGCUUAAGGUUGCACAAUAAGUUUAGAGGCUAGUGAAGUUAGCAUGAAUGUGUGUGUGGCGACAUUUAGUGUGAGUGUGUUUACUAACCUCAGUUCUUAGUUACCAUGUGGCAGUGUAAUUGCCAUGGCUUUUUCUUUAGUCUCCCAGUAGACUAUUAGUACACUAAGGCAGGAUGCAUGCAGUGUAAGGGAAAACUAACUAACUCUUGUUACUUAGUGUUUGCAGUUCAUUUCAAGACAGAAAAGUCAUGAUACAGAGUGAGAAACAAAAGCACCGCGGGGACGAGGAGGUGGUCAAAGAGCUGUGCCUGGCCAAUGGAGUGUCCUAUGAAAAAAUUGCACAAGAAGGAAACAACAUCAGCUCCCUGGAGAUUUUCUUCUCUGGUUUUCCUCGCAUGGUUGGGCUUUCCUUCUUCCCACGGCUCUGCCAGCUUACUGUAGUGAGCCAGAACAUAAAACACAUUGAAGCACUCGAGUGCUGUCCCCUGCUUCAGGAGCUCUGGGUAGUCCAGUGCCAUCUGACAGAAAUAUCUGGACUACAGAAUUGUUUACAGCUAGAGAAACUCUACCUUUAUGAUAACCAAAUCUGUGAAAUAAAUAAUUUAGAAUUGCAGAUCAACCUUGAAGUCCUGUGGCUCAACAAUAACUGCGUUACUCAGAUACAGGGUUUGAACACGCUUCAAAACCUCAAAGAACUAAACCUUGCUGACAACAAUAUUGAAAAGAUUGGGCAUAGCCUUGAUCCUAAUGUCAACCUUCAGAAUCUUAAUCUGUCCGGGAACAAGAUACGUUCCUUUAAGGAGCUCACCUGGCUUGCCCGCUUACCCCACCUGAGAGAAUUAGCACUGAAGGACCCCACGUCCACCCCAAACCCAGUGUGUCUGCUGUGUAACUAUGCCACACACGUUCUUUACCACAUGCCAGGCCUCCAGCGACUUGACACCUAUGAUGUCUCAAGCAAGCAAGUCAAGGAAGCAGCUGAGUCCACAGUAAUGAAGAAAAUGAUGUACUACAACAUGCGUGUACGUACUGCUCAGAGGAACCUGGCAGAGACCCGGCUCAGCCUGACAGAGAGGAAGAAAACUAUGUUACAGUUACCUGAAGAAUGCAUCAGAACAGUCAAUCACGCCCUCAAGAAUCUUGAACAUGAGCUCUCCAAGGGGCCGGCUACAUGUAAGAAGUCUGCCUGCACGUUGGAGGAUGGAUCGACCCACCUGGUUGAUGGUUCGGCCGACAGAAGUGACCCAACCACUGACAUCAGUCGUGAUCCUGCCAUGGAGCACAAAAUACUCAGCAAGAUUGAAGCGCUGAGGGAGAGACUGCUGCUAUGGACGAGGAGGCUGAAUGAGAUUGAAGCCUGGUAUGAGCGAGAUUUUGCCCAAGCCACAAACAUGAUGGCGUAUACUGUCCAGUUUCUGUUGAUGGAACUAGAAAGUGUUGGAAAUAUUCGUUUGGAAGAAGGCUGCUCCACAGACCCUUGGUUUACUUCCUGUUGCGACCUCCUGCUGUCCCGCUUCUCUCAUUCAGACUUCAAGGUGCAUGGCAUCACUGGCAUUAAGAUCAAUAGAGUUAUCCGCAUCCACAACAGUGCUUUGAGGCUUCGCUUUGAGGACAAACUUCACACCCUUCUAGCCAGCGAUGAGUCUGCAACUACACACAGGAAUUACAGACGUCGGCUGGAGCACUUGUUCUACACAGCUGACCCUGAAAAAGGCAGUGAGAGGGAAGAAAUUUUGUGCAUUGUAGAGGAAGGCUUCAAAACAGCUGAACAAUAUAAGGCUUUGGAGAGAGAAGGUAUACCUUUAUCCAAUAGCCUGAGUGUGACCGAACAGCCCAGAAUUGAACAUGCACUGCGUCAGGCCAGACAAGGCGAUUCCAAGCACAGUACGGAUACAAUCCCCUUCAGGCACGGUCAGAUUAUUGUUUCUAAAGUGUUUGUGGGCCAGAGCAUGCCUGUUCGCAUGGGAGAACGGGUGGACAGAAGCAGCCAUCACAGAGCCUACUCUGUGUAUCGCAAUGUGGACACUAAGCAAAGAACUGCAGUGGGUGAAGAGAGACCCCGCUCCUCCAAAGCACAAACUGGUCCUGAGUGCACUCCCCGCCGAAGGCAGUGGUUUAUGUUUGAGCAUGAGCUUGUCCUACCUGAGUACAUCAUAUAUUUUGAAUACAUCAGUGGGGAUCGAGAACAACCUGCAUUGUCGGGCCACAGCACGUGCAGAGAUAAUACUCCUUCCAAUGAUAUCAUCCUAGACAAGGAAGUCCUCAACAUGGAACCUGUGCUGAAACCACAGCCCAAGUUGUUGAGCUUAGAUGAUAAAAUUCUACUGAAUGUGGCCAGAGCCAAUGUCCUCAGUCAGAUCACUGUGCUGAACCUUCAUGGCAACAGUUUGAGUAAAAUAAAGGAGAUUUCCCGCCUUACAGCUCUGCGGCAUCUUACCAUCAGCUUCAAUGAGUUCACACGCCUUGAUGACAUUUCUCACAUGCCCAACCUUGAAUUUUUGGAUGCUAGCUAUAAUCGCCUAGUGGCCCUAGAAGGGCUGAGGGGGUUGGGACAGCUCAAACACCUCGACGUGCGCUGGAACAAGUUGACCAAGGCCAGAGAGGAUACGGCUGUGCUGAGAAAACACGCACCCGCCCUGCUGAAGCUUGAUACCCGAUACAACCCCUGGAACAGGCCUGAAGCUGUGAGAAUGACCAUACUGGGCCGUCUCAUAACCCUCACACACCUGGAUGAUAUGAUGGUAGCAGAGGAGGAGGCUGCUGUUGCUCUUCAGAUGGCUGCUGGAUCCAAAAUUAACCAGGCAUCUCUUCUGGCUCACUCGCGUACUGACAGUGAUCGUCCCCGCAGUCUCAGCCUGCUGUCAACAGCCCGGCUCCUGUGUCUUCUCAGUACUGCACCCUGGGGUCUCAACCGAGAGCUGGAGCUAGACUGGACUGCAAUGAUCACCUCUCUGAACCUUGACAGCCAGAGGAUUUCCAGACUGAUCAAUCUGAAUAAGCUGGUCAAUCUGCGCUGGGCCUCCUUUAAUGAUAAUGACAUUUCUAAAGUGGAAGGUCUUGACAGCUGUUUAAAGCUGGAGGAGCUUUCGGUUAACAACAACAACAUUAGCACACUCAAUGGCCUAUCCAAACUGCAUUGCCUAAAUAAACUAAGUGUAGAUGGGAAUCAGCUGUCUAGUCUGGAUGCCUCAGUCCUAGAUCAGCUGCCCAACUUGUCCUUUCUGUCUGUGGAGGACAACUGCAUCAGUUCCCUGCAUGGCAUCCAGAGAGUUCGCUCCCUUCUUGAGCUCUACAUCGGCAACAACCAAAUUUCUACCUCACAAGACAUCUACUUUCUGAAGGGAUUGACAAACCUCAUCAUUCUGGAUCUUUAUGGAAAUCCUUUAUUGGAGAAACUGGAAAACUAUCGGAUUUAUGUAGUGUUCCACCUACCCUCCCUAAAAGCACUAGAUGGCAUUGCAGUGGAGGUAACAGAGUGUGAAAGUGCAAAGGAUAUGUUUGGAGGAAGACUAACCCCUGACAUGAUAGCAGAGAAGCUGGGCCACUCCAACUACACAGACAUCACCUACCUCACCCUGCAGUCCUGUUCAAUUAGGAUGGUUGAUCUGUGUCCAGGAGACCUCUUCUGUAGCCUGCGCAGUGUCAACUUAGACCACAACAACCUCACCUCCUUCUCAGGCCUCAUCUACCUGCCCAACAUCAAAGCUCUGUGUCUGAACUACAACCACAUUGAGUCCAUCCUGCCCAGACAGAAGACUCAUAUGACAAACAGACAGAUACUGCACAGCAAAGUUCACUCCAGUGGUUACGGCCAGCAGAGCCCAUCCAAAGGCAAAGGGGAAACUGGGCCCACUGGCAGUUUGGAGCCACUGAUGGGCAGCCUGGAGGUGCUGCAUUUGAGUCACAAUGGCAUCUCCAAUAUGGCCAAUCUGCAGCUCAGCAGGCUCACCAAUCUUAAAGCGCUCUUUCUUCAAGGUAAUGAGAUCAGCCAGGUGGAAGGGUUGGAGGGGCUUCACCGGCUCAGAGAGCUUGGGCUGGACAGGAACCGGAUCAAAGCUCUGGCUGAAAACUCUUUCAUAGCCCAGAAUGUUCUGCUAGAACUGCACCUAGCAGAGAACCGGAUCCGGGAGCUCAACCAUCUAGAUCCUUUGACUGAGCUCCGCAAGCUCUUUCUCGGCAUGAACAAGCUGCAGGAGAUCACAGAGCUUGACAAACUAGAAGCUCUUCCUUCGCUGAUGGAGCUCUCUGUUGUUGGCAAUCCUGUGGCCAAAAAUUCUCUCCACAGACCAGCGGUAGUGCUCCGUCUGUCCCGGCUGCAGGUCCUGGAUGGAGUAAUGGUUACCCUGGAGGAAAGGACCAGGGCUGAACUCCUCAGUACCGAUUCAUCACCAUGCUCCCAGUGCCCUGGAGCUUUGCUUCCUGCCACUGAAAUAAACCUACCUGGACUGUUACCCCUCAUGCCUCGACACAACCCUCUUAGAGGAAUGAGUAUGAGUGGAGGACUACAGAACUUUAUGCAUGGGCACGAUGGCCUGCCAAGUAACGUGGACGAGGCCCAAUCUCAUUACACAUACAAGCACAAGAAGCACAAGCACGGUAAUGCUGCUCGAAGCGGCCAAACUGACAUUACCUUUAGACACAUUCGAAAAGCAGUAAGCAACCUGACAACAACAGGCCUUCUUCCUGAUGGAAACAGAGUCAUCAUCACGUAUCCCAACCAGGAGCAAGAGAGCAGAUUUCCAAAUAGUGGCAAACCUCCAUCCAUGUAGUGGCCAGAGGCGAUGGAGUAUACACUGAUACUUGUCGAUCAGUACGUAAUCCAAAGGUGAACACGUGCGACAACCAUGACUGUGGUGUGGUCACAUAUCACGGUAUUUUAGGUCAUCAUAUAUUGAAGGUGGUGUUUCUGAGUGUGCCUUAAUGUAUUUGAGCAUCUGCCUCUGUUUGCAUAUUUAAUGGUGAAAAAGUCAGAACAUAGGGCAAUUCAAGUGCCCUUGUUUUUUUCACAUAGCAUUAAAUAACCUUCUGUAACCUUUUUCGCUGUUUACAUAUCAAUAAAUCACCUUUGCGGCUCACUGAAUUUUAGUUGAAACUAAAACAUGUUCAGAGUCAAAGAAAAUUAGGCUUGAUUAUAGUGCUUCCCUUUCAAAUGCAUUUAUAAUGACUGUGACCUUAUUUUCAAUCCACAUAUGUGGAUCACUAACCAUGGUAAUCUGAGGAUGAGAGGUUUUGGUGUCAUUUCUACUGCUAUCCCAUCCUUGGCCCCAAACAAGUGAAAAAACACCCACAGAUGUAAGGGUGUGUGAGGGUGGCACGCAGCAUCCACUGGGUCAAAUGCAUCCCCAACAAGUAGAUAAUCCAGCUUUAGCACACCUCUCUGUGGACAAUAAUCUGCAGUCACUCAGAUAAAGAUGUAAUCUUGAAUGAGGUCCAAAUGGAUUUUCAGAGAUUGUCAUUUUUAUCAUGUUAGCCUCUUUUCGAAAAGCCCACGGCAGUUUCAACUAAUAGGCAAAUCUUGCGUGUUGUAACUGGAAAUGAACCUACUCCACUUGAUAUUUAUGAUGUUAGAUCUGCUGAACAUGAGAUUAUAAACCUCUAUCUUCCUGUCAGUUUAGUCUAGUAAUCUAGUAGUCCUGUAGUUAACAAAACACCAGUCUGAGCCUUAAAUGUGGGUGUGAUAAAAUGUAAUACAGCCUACAUAUAUUAUGUGACUUAUAAUUCUGGUAAUGAACUGGUAAUUGUGAGUUAGAAACCUCCAUGUGAAAAGAUUCUGGAUGACAUCUCAUCCAUUGACGUAGGUAUAAACAUAGGGAAAGAAAGUCAUUGUCACUGUCACCAUGCAGACUGUUGCCAUCUAUCUCAGCAAUUUAUUGUAAAGUUAAAUGAUUAUUUUAUUUAACUUGAGAUGUUUACUUCUUCAUAAUACAUAUGUUUUUCAUAUUUCUUCCACCAACCUGAACUAUGGACUUUAUGGAUGAGUGCUGUUAAUGUGACCACUAGGUGUCCUUAGAGCUCCAUUACCUCCCACCUUCACUGCACCACUAAUCUGUCCUCAAUGAAUUUACCACCUGCCCUGUAGGUAGUAAUACAUCAGUUGAAGGCAGAUACGUGUGUGCAUGCCUUAUUUUUUUGUGUUUCCUGCCUGUGUAGCCUUUGCUGAACAUGUGAGGCAGCAGCCAGCUCUAGGCAGCAAAAGUGAAAAGCUCUCCCCAAACAAGCUCCUCUAAUGCAUGUACUUAACUUCACUUAAUUUGUGUUAAUUCCCAGUAUUAAGCGGGGCUAAUGACUGUGCAAGCGAGUGCACUGUCAUUACCUUGCUCUGCCCGACAUCAAAUGGCAGCUGAUGGACUCACAGAAAAAAGAAAAGAAAAAAAACCUCUAAUGCACAGAUUUGGGGGCUCAGUGAGAGCUCUCUAAUGCAUUAGGUAUUGCAAAGGAUAAUUACAUAUUUUAUAUUUGUGUACAGUAUGUGCAGUAUGGAUAUGUUAGAGGUAAAGCUGUUUUUAAUGCAAUUGUAUUUGUGUGUGUAGUGUGAGCUUAUGGUGAGCAUACCACUUCAUACAGUAUGUUUCUUUUUGCAUAUCGGUCAGUAUUUUUAACAUUAAAAUGACAUUAGCAUAAAGAAUGUGAAUAAUUCAUCAGUACUGAGUGAACCCAGAUGCACUGCUCUCUCUCUCUCUCUCUCUCUCUCUCUCCCCCUCUCCCUCUCUUCGCUCCUCCAUGUGAGUAGACCACAUGGUUCGUAGCUGGUUUAAUGGGAUGGAAUGUGACAGGUUAUGUUUUCAUCUGCCUGAUA
Morone saxatilis (striped sea-bass) is the source of this 7158-nucleotide messenger RNA. RefSeq names its product leucine rich repeat containing 9 (gene lrrc9). NCBI's taxonomy places the organism in Eukaryota, Metazoa, Chordata, Actinopteri, Moronidae. Gene Ontology annotation, molecular function: protein binding. The transcript has 32 exons. Bases 611 to 5131 code for a protein of 1506 amino acids. The record is from RefSeq and is a predicted model, not a curated record.